AUGCCUAGCCACCGAGGUUUGCUGUAUAUCGCAUCAUUGGAGAAUUCGGGAAAUUAUCCAGAAUCCACGAUAACCGUUGAAUGGUUGUCGAAAUCCCUCGAUUACAUGGAGUUUUAUCUCCUAUCGGUGGGCGUUAUCAGCGAUAUCAUCCUAAUGAUGUUCGUUUUUGGAGCUCUGUUUAAUAAUUUCGGACAAGAUAUCUUAUUAUUCUUCGUGGAUCCCACCGAUCGGCUUCUGGUGACAAGUGGAUUUGAGCGUGGAAUAUCCAGUGCUGAUGCGGGUCCGGAUGACGCGGAUACACGUAGCGUACACAAGGGCAUAUACGCUCCUGUGGAUUACUUCGUACGUGGCAUGGACGUUUUCGACGUACCACCAAUUACCGCCCCUCCUGAUUCUUUUAUUUACUACAUGUGCGCUGCAAAAAAAGCGGAGGCCAUUGCCAGCGGUCAAGCCAUGGCCGGCAUUGUCGAUCCUCAAGUGGAGUUCUUAACCCAAUUAGCUGAGCUAAAAGGCUGCGUAAAUGCAGGCGUUUACAGCGGGGCUUACGGUGGCCCUAUAGGAGGUCCUUUCGGUGCCGCUUAUGGCAGUAUUGCAGAUGGCAGAUACGCUGACUUUUUUGCUGCUUUUGAAAGUGGAGUUUUCGGAGGAGAAGGUGGGGAAGAUGGUGCUUUCGGCGAAGGUGGUGUGCUCGGCGGUGGGGGUCCUUUGGCAGCUCUUCUCCAGGCCGCUUUGAUGACCAAUCCAGGUAGUGCUUUUGACUAUGCUGAAGGUGGUGCUGGACAUGGUGCUCUCGGUGGUGGAGGUGCUUUUGGAGCCCUCCUCCAGUCCGCUUUCAGCGGUGCUGACGGUGGUAUUUUGGCCGGUGCCGGCGGUGGGGCUGGAGGUGGUGCCUUUGGUGGUCUUGAAGCCGGGGCCUUCGGCGGUGCUUUCGCUGGUGCUGAAGGCGGCGCCCUCGUUAAUGCCGGUGGC
This is a messenger RNA of Dibothriocephalus latus, 969 nucleotides long. NCBI's taxonomy places the organism in Eukaryota, Metazoa, Platyhelminthes, Cestoda, Diphyllobothriidea, Diphyllobothriidae. The record is from the annotation of a GenBank genome assembly.